AUGGCGCGGUGCAUCAUUGGGGCUCGGCGGGUGACCUUUUGGAGUAUGGAGCAGUUUGCCUGUUUGUUAAGAUCUUUCCACCGGAAUGGUCAAGUUGUGGUGAAUAAAAAUGAAUCCAGUCAACGUUUCGCGUCACUCCGUCCUUUCCUCAUCGACCUUCCGUAUUCGGCGGCAAUGAAAUUAUUAAUACGCUUAUUUAUGUUAUCUUUCCACUUUUAUCAGUUUGUAUGGUGUGUUGCUUUAGUUGGAUAUUUUAUAUACAUAUAUAUAUUUGUCAAGGUGAUUGGUUGUGCACCCCAACAGCUUUUGUUUUUGUGUUCAGCACGCGAGGGGUGA
This is a messenger RNA of Trypanosoma brucei brucei TREU927, 336 nucleotides long. RefSeq lists its product as hypothetical. The record is from RefSeq and is a predicted model, not a curated record. NCBI's taxonomy places the organism in Eukaryota, Euglenozoa, Kinetoplastea, Trypanosomatida, Trypanosomatidae. The transcript has a single exon. The coding region runs from base 1 to 336 and encodes 111 amino acids.